GGCGUCAAGACAUUCAUAUUAAGCUAACGGCUUCAUCAGUGACCGCUGCGGUCUAUGCGGGGUUUACAGUGUCCGUCUUAGUAGGAGUACGAUAGUUAAUUAGAAAAUGGCAUUACUAACGCCGUUAUUCGCCUUCCUGUACCAUCUCCCGCAGGUGUACAAGUGGCUGCUGAAGCCCUAUUAUGUAGCUUCUCUCUUCAUGUCUAUAGCGUUUCUGGCUGUCCGCAAAACGCCUGGAAUCUGCGACCAUCUGGCCACACAGCGAGAGGACGGCAACUCCUGCGACUUCGACUGGAGGGAGGUAGAGAUCCUUAUGUUUCUCAGUGCCAUUGUAAUGAUGAAGAACCGACGAGCAAUAACUGUGGAGCAACAUGUGGGGAACAUCAUUCUGUUCAGCAAAGUGGCCAAUGUGAUCCUGUUCUUCAGACUGGACAUCAGGAUGGGACUACUCUACCUAACACUUUGCAUAGUGUUUUUAAUGACCUGUAAGCCUCCUCUUUACAUGGGACCAGAGUACAUCAAAUACUUCAGCGACAAAACUAUUGAUGAUGAACUGGACAGAGACAGUCGUGUGACGUGGAUUGUUGAAUUUUUUGCUAACUGGUCUCCUGAGUGCCAGUCCUUUGCUUCUGUCUAUGCUGACCUCUCUCUGAAGUAUAACUGUGCUGGCCUCAAGUUUGGCAAAGUAGACAUUGGACGCUAUGGAGAGAUUUCCAAGAAGUACAAGGUGUCAGCGUCUCCAUUGUCAAAGCAACUUCCAUCCUUGGUGUUGUUCCAGGCAGGGAAGGAGGUGAUGCGGCGCCCACAGGUGGACAAGAAGGGCAGAGCUGUAUCCUGGAGCUUCACUGAGGAGAACAUCAUCAGAGAGUUUAACCUGAACGAGCUCUACCAGAAGUCCAAGAAGGUCAUCAAGACCAAAGGAGACAAGGUCAGCCAGUCCCAGUUCCCCCCGGUGCCUGAGGAGGAGGAGCCAGAGCAGCCCGGAGCCGAUUUCCAAGUGAACGAUACUGAAUCCAAGAAGGACAAAUAAGAUGAUUUGUAGCUCUCAGCUUGGACUUCUGGAUGAAACAUGUUGGUCCAGGUCAGCUAACUCCCUCUCCAGCUUGUCUUCAUGCUCCUCCUCUAAGUGUUCAGUUUGUUCACUUGUGAAUCUGCCUUGCAAACUACCCGGACGUAUUAUUUAGUGGUGUGGCAAGAAUGAACAGCAGAAGUACAGCAUUCACGUUCAUGUUGAGUGAAAAUUAAAUUAGCACAGUGCUUUUGCACAUCGUAACACUAAUCUCUUUUAAUCCAGUAAUUUAACACUGGUUUCAGCCAGAGUAACAUAGUCUGUUUUCUCUUUAAAACAAAAUGAAAGAACAAGUAACAGUGUACACUUUAAUGGAGGAGAAAACUGAGACACAGUCAACCAGCUUUUGAUGGGGGUGCUAAUGCUAUAAAAUUCUCCAGUACAUCAGCAUCAGGCCUGGAACUGUGUUGUGCAGAAUCGACACAGCAUAUUUCUGCAGUGAAGUCUAAGGGCCUGCGAAGGGAGCAGUGAAUGUGAUGAUACUUCAUUAAUUUAGAUUUUUAUGCUACUAAUUUAAUUCAGAUUAGUUUUUAUUUUUACUCUUACUUAUGAUUUUAGCUGUGUCUUCCUAUAAAAUAAAGUAUAACUCAGCGGGACACACAGAACAGGCUGUUUUUGACAAUUCAUGGCAGUGUUCAACGGUACGUUCAGGCUCCUGGUGGUUUUGCUUUUGAAUGAAUGCUUCAAUGUGGGAGCGGUUCACACGUGCAUGAACACCACCGACACAUUAAUGGAUAGACACGCACAAGCAGCAGUGCUAUAUAUUUAACAUGUAUCCAAGAACGCAGCAGAGAGCGUUUAAUACGCAGUUUGUAAUGAGAAGUUAUGACUAAAACAGUUCUUUAUACAGCAGCAGUGAGCGAGGGAAGGGAGGGGGGUGGAGGGAUGGAAAUCAGUAGGAUGAUCAGAUUUGGUACCAAGGUUUAUUUCUUUCAUUGUUGGCUAUUUCACAGAUUCAAAAUCUUCUAACACUUUAAAGGUAAUACUGAAUGAAACUGUAUAUCAUUUUUAGUCGUUUAGCAUUUAGCAGUGUGGCUCUGGGGACAGCAAAGUCGGUCAGCCAGUUCUGCUUUCAGUUUGUCUUUGCUCAAGAUAGCUGACACGGUAAACAACAAGCCACUCUGCUCAUUUCCGUUAAUACAUUCUUGAUUCCUCUCGUCAACUCCUCUCUUUGAGUCUUCAUGCCUCCCACCAGUGAUGCUAGCGGAUUAGGCUAGGAAGAGACACGAGGUAACAGGUGUUUAACAAAACGAGACAUCCGUACCUCGAAGCAGUUGUUUCAAAGCAAUAAUUAGAAAUGACAUGUGGCACAGCGGCAUCAUCUGUCCAUUGUUGUGUUGCAGGUUGCUGCUGUAUUUUAUGAUUGCGCCCAACAUGGUUUGAAUGUGCCAGCUGUGUCACACCCCAUGUAUAUCAUCACAGGCACAGAAUAGACUUCUUCAAAGGAUAAAUCAGUACAUUCUGUUAAUCCUUAUUCAAAGGUCCUUUUUGCAAGCCACCUCUCUUCUCACUCCUCAAGAUGCAUUUUAGGAAUUGAAACAUCCUUUAAAGUGUUGCACUGACAUACAUGUGUGGGUCACAAGCAACAGGAUGGAGGACAGAGAAGAUGAGAAGGCUAAAAAUAGGGAAAUGAGAUGAGCUUAUAAUGUAAGAGUUGGUAAACAACAUGGUAUGACAGUUACUGUCAUGACUUGUUUAAGCAUGCUGACAUGAACAUUUACCUCAACCUCACAACUGCAGGCUAAAAGCUCUAACCUAUUCUCUAUUAUCGGUCACAAAUCAUCCACAACCCCAACUUUAUUGUAAGUGAUCCCACACCAGGUCCCAAGCAUGGUUUUGAGAAACUGUGAUUGUCAACAGAAAAACCUAUUAAAAUCUGUGUUAACUGGAACACAUCAAAAGUUUAACCUGAGUAUUUAAGUCUCUGGAUGGAGCCACAAAGCCUCCCACAAGCUCUAGUUUUCAAUCAGAGUCAUGGUAGCCAAUCAAAUUUCAUCGAACACAUUGAGCAAGCACUGAACAAAGCCUUUUUGCUGUGAACCUGUAUUUAGCAUAGUGAUAAACUGAGCGCAUAUUUCCAGAGGAUGAGAUGACCUCACAUUCCAGGAUUAUCUGACAGAUUGACACAGCUUUGUCUGUUUUUAAUAAAUUGCAUUUAAUAUACGAAUUGCCAAAAUGUCUGUUUCCUGGCAAGCUGCUGCUUCUUCUCUUUUUGACCAUAUAAACAUUGUUUUUGAGGCAUUUGGGAACAUUUUUAAAAUACUGUUAACUUUGCAUUUUGAAGACACUGAGUUUACUCCUGAUUCCUGUAUUAUUCCGCCUGUUUUUUUGUUUUGUAUUGUGUGUCUGUACAUACUUAUAUUUUGAAAUAGAUUUUACCUGUGUCAUGUUGCAUUUCAUUCCAGCUGCAUUUAGAUUUGUGUAUUUCUGCUCUUCAUGAUUGGAGGAGUUGUUGUAAAAGAAAAGUCUGGUCUGUUUUGUUAUUCAUGUAAUAAAACAAUGUGCCCAUGAA
Molecule: messenger RNA, 3581 nt
Organism: Stegastes partitus (bicolor damselfish)
Lineage: Eukaryota; Metazoa; Chordata; Actinopteri; Pomacentridae
Gene: tmx2b
Product: thioredoxin-related transmembrane protein 2b
Exons: 8
Coding region: 107-1030 (307 amino acids)
Biological process (GO): brain development
Cellular component (GO): membrane-bounded organelle
Molecular function (GO): disulfide oxidoreductase activity
Source: RefSeq, a predicted model, not a curated record